CUAGUGAACUGAUGUCGUCGAUACGCUCGGACGGAUCCUCCCUUUAGCGCCACCAUGUAUUGUACCCAAAGCUGGGUGAUCGCAAGGGAUCGAUCCCAUUUUGUUUUUGUUUGUCUUCUGCUGCUGCUGCUGCUGCUGCCAAGAUCUCAACACCAAUGCGUGAACGGGCGUUUCUUCUGCAUAUGAGGCUUACUAUUCUACCGUUGUGGUAGGACGGGUGAGGAUCCCAUGGUGACGGGAAACCUCAAAUCCAGAUGCAUUGGUCCGUUUUGGGCAGGUUGAUCAUGCUUUUUUUCGUGCUUUGUGUUGUGCUACCUACCGUACUGAAAAAAGAACGCCCCCGGAAAGACGAUUCCGCCGUGACGGGACGACAGGUAGUUAUUGUAUUGUACCUAGGUCUAGGUAUGUUGCGGCAUUUCCCGCUGUUCCCUGAUGCUUGUCACAGGGAAUUCGAAAACGAUUAUGGCGUUUUUUGUAGACGUUGAACGAUCGUGUCACAUUUCAAGUCUGAUUUAUAGUAG
This is a messenger RNA of Hypoxylon fragiforme, 521 nucleotides long. RefSeq lists its product as uncharacterized. The record is from RefSeq and is a predicted model, not a curated record. Bases 255 to 485 code for a protein of 76 amino acids. Lineage: Eukaryota; Fungi; Ascomycota; Sordariomycetes; Xylariales; Hypoxylaceae. The transcript has a single exon.